Penicillium manginii is the source of this 768-nucleotide messenger RNA. RefSeq names its product FMN-binding negative transcriptional regulator. Bases 1 to 768 code for a protein of 255 amino acids. NCBI's taxonomy places the organism in Eukaryota, Fungi, Ascomycota, Eurotiomycetes, Eurotiales, Aspergillaceae. The transcript has a single exon. The record is from RefSeq and is a predicted model, not a curated record.
AUGUUCAUACAAAGCGCGCACGAAGAGAAAGACACUUCUGCUCUCCUUCAGUUCAUUCGCGAGAAUGCCUUGGGAAUGCUGGUUACCGGAAUUGACUCCUCCUUGGAUUUUCUUCAAUGUACUCACGUUCCUUUUGUGGUGGACCUACCCGGAGAGGCCGAAGAGUCUUCUCCCAGGGGCCGACUUCGAGCGCACAUCGCCAAGCAGAACCCGCAAGUCAAAGGCAUGAUUGAAGCUCUCGAAAACAAGCCCAACGUCCUGGAACUUGAGCAGGAUGUUCUCGUUGUUUUCAAUGGAAAACAUGACCACUACGUCACACCUAAAUACUACGUCGAAACCAAGCCGGAUUCGGGCAAAGUGGUUCCGACUUGGAACUACUCGGCAGUUCAAGUAUACGGCAAACUCUCUCUUUAUUACGACUCGAAAACAACCGAGGCGGGAAAUUUUAUCAUGCAGCAGAUGAAGGAUCUUUCCCAGCAUCUUGAAACGUCCGUCAUGGGAUAUACCGGCGGAGAACGACCUCAACCUUGGAAAGUGGGUGAUGCGCCAGAGAAAUACAUCGAGUUGAUGCAGCAAAAUAUUGUUGGAAUUGAAAUUCGCGUGGACAAAAUCCAGGGAAAGCACAAGAUGAGCCAGGAGAUGCGACCUGGAGACAGAGAGGGUGUCGUUAAGGGAUUUGCAAGACUAGGAGGAGAGACAGGUAACGCCAUCUCGUUCUUGGUCAAGGAGCGUGGGGUGCUACAUGAUGAGAAAAGGCAGAAAUAUUAG